UCACGGCGAUGGCAUUGAAAGGCUAUCUUGUACUCAGCCUUCUAGUUCUCGUUGGCUCAUUUGCUAACAGCAGUGGCGCUAAAACUAAAAUCACAACCAGCUAUGGCAUUUCUUCCCUCAACCGGACCAGUUUUCCCAAGGGUUUCAUUUUCGGGGCGGCAGGAGCAGCUUAUCAGUACGAAGGUGCAGCAAAAGAAGAUGGUAAAGGCCCAAGCAUGUGGGAUUAUUACAGCCAUAAAUAUCCAGAGUUGAUUGCGGAUGGCAGUAAUGGAGAUGUAGCUGUUGAUCAAUAUCAUCGCUACAAGCAAGAUGUGGCGAUUCUGAAGGAUAUGGGUGCAGAUGCGUACAGGUUCUCAAUCUCAUGGCCCCGAUUGAUUCCAACGGGAAAGAUCAGCAAAGGCGUGAACAGGGAAGGAAUCAAAUACUACAACAACCUCAUCAAUGAGCUCCUGUCCAAAGGUCUCAAGCCCUUCGUGACAAUCUACCACUGGGAUAUUCCCCAGGCAUUAGACGAUGAGUAUGGUGGUUUCCUAAGUGAAAAAGUCGUGGAAGAUUUCCGGGACUUCGCGGACCUUUGCUUCAGAGAGUUUGGAGACAGAGUAAAGCACUGGAUCACACUAAAUGAGCCAUGGACAUACAGCAAUGGAGGUUAUGCACAAGGGGUAUUAGCACCUUUCCGGUGUUCGAGCUGGUAUAAUCCCAAUUGCACCGGUGGAGAUUCCGCCAUUGAGCCCUAUCUAGUCACCCAUCACCUGCUUCUUGCUCAUGCUGCUGCUGUUAAAGUUUUCAAGCAGAAAUAUCAGGCAGUACAAAAAGGUGUAAUAGGUAUAACCCAUGUGUGCUAUUGGAUGGUGCCAUACACUAAUUCCAAACCAGACAUCGACGCCGCUUCACGUGCUCUUGAUUUUAUGUUCGGAUGGUUCAUGGACCCCUUGACAAAUGGUGACUAUCCACACAGCAUGAGAACGUUGGUCGGAAGGCGAUUACCCAAAUUCACAGAAGAGCAAUCGGAGCUGGUGAAAGGGUCCUACGACUUCAUCGGAAUGAACUACUACACUGCUAACUAUGCUGCCUUUGCUCCUUCAUAUAAUUAUGUUAACAAAAGCUACACGACAGAUAGCCUUGUUAAUCAAACAUAUGAGCGCAAUGGGGUCCUCAUUGGUCCACAGGCUGCUUCAAGUUGGCUUCAUGUUGUUCCCAGUGGAAUUCGUGAUCUUUUGAAGUACACAAAGGAGAAGUAUUAUAAUCCACAAAUUUACAUAACUGAGAAUGGAAUUGAUGAGCUCAAUAAUAACUACAAGAAAAAUGAGUUUUUGUGGCCAUUUAAUUGCGACAAAAAGGUUAUUUGUUACACUGUUCGUUUUGGCAUCUACUUCAUAGAUUAUAAUGAUAACUUGAAAAGAUACCCAAAGCUUUCAGCUCAUUGGUUCAAGAAUUUCCUGAAGAAAUAUUAG
This is a messenger RNA of Juglans regia (Persian walnut), 1454 nucleotides long. RefSeq names its product cyanogenic beta-glucosidase-like. Gene Ontology annotation, biological process: carbohydrate metabolic process. Bases 9 to 1454 code for a protein of 481 amino acids. The transcript has 13 exons. NCBI's taxonomy places the organism in Eukaryota, Viridiplantae, Streptophyta, Magnoliopsida, Fagales, Juglandaceae. The record is from RefSeq and is a predicted model, not a curated record. Gene Ontology annotation, molecular function: beta-glucosidase activity.